CUGUGACAUCCGGGAGGGCGUGGCCCGGCCCCCACGUGACCAGGCCACGCAGCAGAGGGAGAGGACGGCCAUGGGGCUAGGGGCAAGCAGCGAGCAGCCGGCGGGCGGCGAGGGCUUCCAUCUGCACGGGGUACAAGAGAACUCGCCGGCCCAGCAGGCAGGCCUGGAGCCCUACUUUGACUUCAUCAUCACCAUCGGGCACUCGAGGCUGAACAAGGAGAAUGACACGCUGAAGGCACUGCUGAAGGCCAAUGUGGAGAAGCCGGUGAAGCUGGAGGUGUUCAACAUGAAGACCAUGAGGGUGCGAGAGGUGGAGGUGGUGCCCAGCAACAUGUGGGGCGGCCAGGGCCUGCUGGGAGCUAGCGUGCGCUUCUGCAGCUUCCGCAGGGCCAGUGAGCACGUGUGGCAUGUGCUGGAUGUGGAGCCCUCUUCACCCGCUGCCUUGGCCGGCCUGUGCCCUUACACAGACUACAUCGUUGGCUCUGACCAGAUCCUCCAGGAGUCGGAAGACUUCUUCACUCUCAUUGAGUCCCAUGAGGGAAAGCCCCUGAAGCUGAUGGUUUAUAACUCUGAAUCCGACUCCUGCCGGGAGGUGACUGUGACCCCCAAUGCAGCCUGGGGUGGAGAGGGCAGUCUGGGGUGUGGUAUUGGUUACGGGUACCUGCACCGGAUCCCAACGCAGCCCUCCAGCCAGUACAAGAAGCCACCCAGUGCCUCAUCACCUGGCACUCCAGCUAAGACCCCACAACCUAAUGCCUUUCCUCUUGGUGCCCCACCACCUUGGCCCAUCCCUCAGGACUCUUCUGGCCCAGAGCUGGGUUCCAGGCAGAGUGACUCCAUGGAGGCCUUACCACAGGUCCCUGGUAGCUUUAUGGAGGAGCAGCUCCCUGGGCCUGGGAGUCCUGGCCAUGGCACUGCUGACUAUGGGGGAUGCCUGCAUUCCAUGGAGAUCCCGCUUCAGCCUCCACCUCCAGUCCAGCGGGUCAUGGACCCAGGCUUCCUGGAUGUGUCAGGCAUGUCCCUCCUGGACAGCAGCAAUACAAGUGUGUGCCCCAGCCUGUCAUCUUCCUCAUUGCUGACCCCUACAGCUGUCUCAGCCUUAGGACCAGAGGACAUUGGUUCCAGCAGCAGUUCUCAUGAGCGGGGUGGUGAGUGACCUUCAGUGACCCUCUGAGAAAUCCUGUGUUUGGGGAGGGCUGCCCCGAGCUCCUCAGGUGGGUUAGAGGUUGGCUGUGCCAAGGGAUUCACAUGACUGACCUCUAACUCCCCACCAAAGCCUAGGCUGCAGUCACUGAGGGUGGGUCUCCUCAGCCUCACCUUAUGUUUCAGGUGAAGCCACGUGGUCAGGGUCAGAGUUCGAGGUCUCCUUCCCCGACAGUCCAGGCUCCCAGGCCCAGGUGGACCACCUGCCCCGGCUGACUCUCCCCGAUGGCCUCACGUCUGCAGCUUCACCAGAAGAAGGGCUGUCUGCAGAACUGCUGGAGGCACAGACCGAGGAACCAGCAGACACAGCCAGCCUGGAAUGCAUGGCAGAGACUGAGGGGCCAGCCGGCCAAGCCCAGGCUGCCCCAGAUCCAGAGCCUGGGUUGUGAGAAGGCCCCUGGUGACAUUUGGUGUUCCUUAGCUGUGUAGCUCUCUAGGCUGCAGCCUCUAACGAGGCAUGGGCUUUGCUAGAGUUCACACGUAGUCCUGGAUUGAAAGGAACAGAACACUGGAGCAAUGUCCGGCUUCUAUAGAGGCAGGAGAUGGAUCUAGAUGUGUCUGUGAAGCACUGGCACCUUCCGGGGAGGGAGAGGCUGCAGGCCCGAUCACAGUGUCCAUGUGAAGAUGGGGUGGGGGACGAAAGGCUGUGUCCACAAGCGGCCACACUGGUACUGAGGAGCACCCUGAAUCCCAAUGCCCUUCCUCAUUCUAAUCCUUACACUGGAUGAGAGAGGCAGUAUACUUGGCCACUUGAUUUCUAGGAUGGAAGAUUCUGGGCCCUUCAGAGGGACCUACCUCUGCUAGCUGUACACUAGCCUCAGGGGAGGUGGAAGGGAGCAGACACUCCAGUUCUUCUCUCCUGUGAUCUCUCAGCCCUCUCUCACGUGUGGACAGCAGGCUCCGAGUACACAAGGUACAGUGGUUCUGGUGGUAAACAGGUCAGACUUUGCUUACCAUCAACCCCCCCUACUCAGCCCUUCUCGUCCGGACUUCUGGGUAAAGCCCCCUCCCAUUUGUCCUCAGAGUAAGGGAAAGGGGCCUUGAGAGGCUCAGGCUCUGAGAGGACAUCUGCGCUGCUGCCUUACUGCAGAUGGCACCAGCCAUGUCUUCUGCAGCUCUAGUCCUGUGUCCUUGCUAAUCGUCUCCCAUCUCCACAGACCAUGGAGCUGCCUAGGUUGUUAAGCCAAGGAUUCUGUUUAGGAAGCACAGGGCAAGUAGUACAGUGGGCCAGGCUCUGGAGGUGGACACAACCCCAAGCACUAGGAAUACAUUUAUAGCCAGGCCCGUGAGGCCCCCAGAGCCACUGAGAGGCCUGCAGUUGUACAGCAUGGGUUACCACAGGGCUGCUCUGUGGUGAGCACUCUGACCCCCAGCUGUCCUCGCUGGAGGGGUCUGCUCCCUGGGACCCUGUAAGUGGGGUGAGAUGGAUGCUGAUGCUGUUUCAAGAGUGAACCCCAGAUGUUUCUUUCCCUGUAAUCUGCUGUGGGAAGUGACAAGUGACCGAAUAAACAAGUCCAGCACACUGA
Rattus rattus (black rat) is the source of this 2729-nucleotide messenger RNA. RefSeq names its product golgi reassembly stacking protein 1 (gene Gorasp1). Gene Ontology annotation, molecular function: protein binding. Gene Ontology annotation, biological process: Golgi organization. The transcript has 8 exons. Bases 71 to 1156 code for a protein of 361 amino acids. Gene Ontology annotation, cellular component: Golgi apparatus. The record is from RefSeq and is a predicted model, not a curated record. Lineage: Eukaryota; Metazoa; Chordata; Mammalia; Rodentia; Muridae.